Sycon ciliatum is the source of this 653-nucleotide messenger RNA. Its product is annotated as leucine-rich repeat and coiled-coil domain-containing protein 1-like. The transcript has 2 exons. NCBI's taxonomy places the organism in Eukaryota, Metazoa, Porifera, Calcarea, Leucosolenida, Sycettidae. The record is from RefSeq and is a predicted model, not a curated record. Gene Ontology annotation, molecular function: protein binding. The annotation marks the transcript as partial.
CAUUUUCACCUUGGAACAAAAGCAGCUGUAACUGAAAAUAAUGGUUUGAAUGGCUAUUUUCCUUCUGAAUCGAUCGGUUGUUCAUCGGUCGCCGUAGCGCACCCGUGUCCUGCCAUGGAGGCCAACUCCUUGUGCCUGGUGGACAGUGAACUGUCCUCGCUCUUGGAUGCACCGCUUCAGCCGCUCCUGCGCCACAUCAACGCGCACUGCAAUGUUCUUCGAGAGCUGGCCGGCUUGGAGCGAGUGGUGAACCUGGUGUCGCUGGAUGUUUCAGCUAAUCAGCUUGUUUCCAUGCGUGGACUUGAGUGCUUGAGGCAGCUGAAGGUCCUCAACAUCUCUUGCAAUCGGCUGGAAGCGUUGGAAAGUCUCGAACAUCUUGCGUCACUUCAAUGGCUCGAUGCCUCGCACAAUGCCAUCGCUGACAUCUCGAAUGUGUCCGCCCUGGGCCGCAGUGCUCGCCUGGAAACGGUGAUCCUGCACGGCAACCGACUUCACUCCUGUCAGAACCUGAUUGCCCACCUGUCCAGCAUACAGCACUCGCUCAAGCACCUCUCCCUGUGGACCGACCGGACAGACAGAUCAGUGGCUGCCAGUAUUCCAGAUGGUAAGCCAUUGUGUUCUAUAAGUGAUUUUUAUAGCAAAAAUUACAGAGC